Messenger RNA from Schistocerca nitens (vagrant locust), 3491 nucleotides. Its product is annotated as eukaryotic translation initiation factor 2-alpha kinase 1-like. Bases 186 to 2288 code for a protein of 700 amino acids. Lineage: Eukaryota; Metazoa; Arthropoda; Insecta; Orthoptera; Acrididae. Gene Ontology annotation, molecular function: protein kinase activity; ATP binding. The record is from RefSeq and is a predicted model, not a curated record. The transcript has 11 exons. Gene Ontology annotation, biological process: protein phosphorylation.
UAUAUAUAAAGGCUGCAUUUUCGAUUCAGUGUCUUUGUGGCGUACAGAAGUCAGGUUUUUUCGAAGUAAAUAAAUGGCCAGUUCUGUAAUAGCAAACGCUUUAAGUAAGAAAAGAGAAUUUCUCAUUCACAGAAUUAUUUCAUACAUGGAAUUGUUAUUUAAUCUAACUGCAAAAAAGAAUACCGAUGUUACAUUUGUCAAAUGUCUACCCUGAACCCGUGAAAAUGAAGACAAGACACUGCUGCUUGUUUUCAAAUAUGUUUGUUUUUGUUUUCUCCUUUCAUAGAGCAUUAGUAUUCUUUCGUUCAUGGAAUGAUUUAAUCAGUGGAUAUAGCAAAUGUUCCAAUAUGGAUGCAGGAUCACAUCAGCAGGGAGAUGAUGAGGAUGAUGUCUUGCCAUCUUUACAAACAGUCACAAAUUUUGAUUAUGGAAAUGGUGAUGUUCCUGAGCUUACUGAUACUGAAAAUGGUUUUUGCUUUGAAGAUUCUCCAUUUGUUGCAAGUAGAAGUCUAAUAAGGCCAGAAGUUACUCGACUUGCUGGAGAAGAUGAUGCAGGCCUUGUAGUAGAAGCAGAGUUUCCUUCUCAGGAAACGAGUUUUUUAAUUGAAUCACUGGUUAAACAACUUUGCAAGUUCAUAGAGAAAAAUGCUACCAAACAGAGAGCUCUGUAUGAUGCUAUUUGUCGUAUUCUUUACAAACUGAAAUUAAUUGAUGGUACAUAUGCAAUAGAAGAACUUGAGUUUAUGAGAAACCGUUAUGUGCAAGCAGUUUGGGAUCUUCUUCAAAUUGCGAAGAUAGGAAAUGAACCAGGAGCAAAUAAUAGACUGAUCAGUGUUGUCAGGAAAGAUUCGUUCAAGAAAGCUUUGCCCAGCAAGCUCCUGGUCCCUGAAAAAUUGUUCGAAUCAUCUCGGUAUCAAACAGAAUUUGUCGAGUUGGAGUAUAUAGCACAUGGUGGGUUUGGCUAUGUGUACAAAGCAAGAAACAAAUUAGAUGGUGGUGAAUACGCUAUAAAGAAAAUUUGUCUGAGAUAUCACAGAGUUGAUAAUUUUCUUAAAAGCCUGCAAGAGGUAAAGCUUUUGGCUAAACUGCAUCAUCCCAAUAUUGUUGCUUAUAAAGCAGCUUGGCUAGAACCGUUCCAGCAGAGUUCCAAUUUAGACUGCCAAAGCAGUAUUACUGAUGAUUCCCUUAGCACAUCAUUAAAUGAUGCCUCUGAUGGGAUGUCUCCAUCAAGUGAGAUGUGUAAUGGGCAGAGAGCAAAUUAUGCUUUGUCUGGAAAUGCAACAUACAGUAGCAGUUCUCAGAGCAGUGCCAGUGAAAGUCAUGAACAAGUAAGCCAUGUAUCUGCAUCACAUAUGCAUCUAAAAAGCAAAGAGAAAUCCUAUGAUUCAGCCGAUAAAUGCUCUUCAAAGUCUACAAGUACAGAAUCCUCAGAAGAUAAGGCUAUUUGUGUGCCAUCCCAUUUAGAGGAAAUAACAUGUAAAAACCUGAAACGACUGAUACCACCUGAGAGAGAUUGUGCCACACUUUAUAUACAGAUGCAGCUAUGUGAUCAAACACUUCUGCAAUGGCUAAAUAAUAGAAAUAAUAAAAGGAUACCCAUAGAUAUUACACAAUGCCUCAAAGGAUUUCGCCAUCUGGUUCGCGGAAUUGAGUAUAUCCAUUCCCAAGGGAUAGUUCAUCAUGACAUUAAGCCAAGCAAUAUUUUUGUAAAUAGUGAGCUGAGUCAAGUCCAAGUGGGUGACUUUGGCCUUGCAUGUUUUCUGCAACAUUCACACAAGGAUGUUGCAUUAUUAUCACAGCCAACGUUGUAUGGUGACCACAGGAAUAUGGAAAUUGGAACAAAAACAUAUGCUGCUCCUGAACAGCUUGAAGGUGUUUGUAAUCAAAAGAGUGACUUGUAUAGUUUGGGAAUUGUACUGUUUGAACUGCUUCAGCCGUGUUAUACAGACAUGGAAAAGAGCAUUCUUAUAAAAGAUCUAAAAGAUGGUGCUGUGUCACAGGAGUUGUGUGCAGCAGCACCAGAACUGGUUGAGAUGAUGAUACGCUUGACUUCGUGUUCUUUGGACAGAAGACCUACAUCAAAAGAACUGUUGGCUCAGCUGGAUUACUUAUCAUGCCACAAUACUAAUGAGAGCUCAGUAAUAAAACAUCUGUUAAGUGAAAUAAGCCAACGUGAUAAAGAAAUUGAAGAACUGAAGCAUGAAAAGAGACAGUAUGCGCAAGAAAUACUGGAACUGAAACUUAAAUUGGAGAGAUAUGAGACUUUAGAUAUGUCAUCACAAAUUUAGUGUAAAUCUUCCUAGACUUUACAAAUUUGCUCAACUUCUACUCAUUGCCAGAUGAAUAUAAGACAAUGCCCAGUAUCUAGCUAUUUGGUAUCAAAUACUCAUGGAAAUUACUUCUAAUUUUCCCUUCACAAUAAUUAGAUAGAAAAGAUGGGAGGGAAAGUAAAGUAGAGCCAUGCAGACCAUGUGCCAAUUUUAAAAAUCUUGAUUAAUUUAUUGUACCAAAUGUUAACAACAUGAUAAAAGAAAAAAAAAGUGUUUUCUGGGUGGUAGUGGAUGAAGCUUAUGACAGAAGAGAAGAUUCAGAAACUGAGAAAUCUUUCAAGCAUUAUGUUAAUGUUACACAUGUUGCAAGUUAGAUAAACCACAGCAAACCCAAAUCAUGGGUUUUAAAUUCAAACUACUUAAAUUUGUUUCUUGUUUCAGUAAGUGCUUGAAGGCACUUCUGCACAAUUUUUGUUUUGUGCCUAUUUUAUUUCUACUUAACUUUUCCACCAUGCUUGGUGGUUUCACUUUUGGAGAUUCAUUUUUGCCACAUUACUUAAAUUCUAUUUCUACAAGAUGUGUGUAUCUUUAAAUGAAUGACAAGACAUGUCGUCUCUUACACAUUAUCAGUAUUUAAGGAUUAAUGUUACUUCAGAGGCAAUAGGUUAGGACUUAUUGGAAUGAUAAGGAUAAGUGAAGUAACAUGACUUUAUUAUAAAACGUAUUUUUGUAUUUGUUGAAUAAAAUUCUUUUUACAAGAAAGCUUCAAAUGCCAGUAAAAAGUAUCACACAAGUGGAUGUAUAACAUAAUAUGAGCAAACUGCAGUACAAUCAGGUUCUAUCCAGUAGUUAACACUUCAGAAAGUGUUCUAUAAGUACAUAAAUGGGACUCAAUGGAAUGCAUGUAGGGAUAAAUUAUUCUCCUUUUAGAAAUAAGAUGUGAAACAUUUGAAGAAAGUGAAAUGGGAGGGGAGGAGGAAGACUCACUGGCAUGUGGCCAGUUGUUACAUGUUUCUUACAAAUAAAGACACAAAGUUAUGGCUUGCCAAGGGCAUUCAUAUCACACACUAAAGAGAAAUUAUAAAUACAUGCAUUCCACUGACAAAAUGCAACACGGAAAUUCAAGUACCACACCACAGUGUGUUCUGAAUCAGCCAAGACAUCUGACAAUUGUCAUAUUCCAUAACAGACCAAUUCCAUUUGAUGUUUAAUACCUGUAAU